Molecule: messenger RNA, 6916 nt
Organism: Condylura cristata (star-nosed mole)
Lineage: Eukaryota; Metazoa; Chordata; Mammalia; Eulipotyphla; Talpidae
Gene: KNL1
Product: cancer susceptibility candidate 5
Exons: 26
Coding region: 1-6867 (2288 amino acids)
Biological process (GO): attachment of spindle microtubules to kinetochore; cell division; protein localization to kinetochore
Cellular component (GO): nucleus
Source: RefSeq, a predicted model, not a curated record
AUGGAUGGCAUGUCUUCAGAGACAAAUGAUGAAAAAGAAAAUAUAGAGAAGCCUGUUAGAAGACGACAUUCCUCAAUUUUGAAACCACCAAGGAGUCCUCUUCAGGAGCUCAGAGGUGGAAAUGAAACAGUUCAGGAAUCCAAUGCUUUGAGAAAUAAGAAAAACUCUCGUCGAGUCAGCUUUGCAGAUACUAUAAAGGUAUUCCAGACAGAGUCUAAUAUGAAAAUAGUGAGAAAAUCAGAAACUGCAGAAGCAGAAGCAGGAGAAAACGUUCUGAUUAUACAGAAUAAGAAUCCAGAAGAUAACCUCUGUGAAAUUACUGGUAUGAACACAUUGCUUUGUGCUCCCAUUCAAAGCCAAAUACAACAGAGAGAGAUUACAGUUACAGAAUACAACCAUGAAAAGAAACUUGCAAAUGACCAGACAGUUAUCUUCUCAGAUGAAAACCAGAUGGACCUGACAGCAAGUCACACUGUGAUGAUUACCAAAGGCCUUUUAGAUUGUACCCAAAGUGAAACACUCCCCAAAAUAGAUACUACAUCAUUUCUUGCUAACCUAAAGCUCCACACAGAUGAUUCAAGAAUGAAAAAAGAAUCAAAAUUUUCCUUGAAUCAAAACUCUUCUUCAGAAAAGAAAAUAAAUUUCAAUGAUUUCAUAAGAAGAAUGAAAACAGGAAAUUUUAAUGCUUCUUCUUCUGCAGGACCUGAUAAAGAAAAUUCUGAGAUAUCUAUUCAUUCCAAAGUAUCAAAUCAGGCCUCUCCUAUACAUCAGAAACAUGCAUCUCCUAAUGUAGAUGAAAAUAGUACUAAUGUGACUAGAAUCUUUAGAGAGCAAGAUGAUGGAAUGAAUUUUACCCAGUGCCAUACAGUCAAUAUUCAGACUCUGAUUCCUACAUCCAGUGAGGUCAGCUUAAGGGAAUUUAAAGGCAGUAAUACUGUAAUUUAUGGCAAUGACUUUAUGGACUUGACAGCUAACCACACUAUACAGAUUUUACCCUCAGAAGAUAAUUUAUCUGACUUAGAAUAUCAAGCUCAGAAUGUCUUGAUGGAUGUUACAACAGGUCAUGAAACUAAAGUUUCAGGAAAGAAAACAAUUCUUAAGAAUAAACCAAAUGCUACUUUUCAAGAACCUUCCUUAAAUCCUAAAGGCAAAAUACAUAAUACUAAAAGUCAUACUACAGAAACAGAAAUUCAUACAAUCACACAGACUUCUAACCAAGAUGCUAGAACAUUGACCAUGAUCCCAGAAUCUGUAUAUUCCAGUCCAGCUAUUCAAGAUUAUAAGACAGUUUUCUAUUCUAGUUGUAAUGAUGCCAUGGAACUCACCAAGUGUUUCUCAAGUAUGAAAGGGGAGAAAAAUUUGCUAAAGAAUGACAAUAAUCAUUCUAAUAUACAUCCUAAUCCAGAUGCUACCUCUCUCACAGAGAAAACUGUUUAUUCAGAAGAAACUAACAUGGACAUUACCAAGAGUCACACAGUUGUAAUAGAUAAUCAGUUUUGUAAAGAAGGUAAUACACAAAUCGCAGCCACACCAAUAUGUGGACAAGAGCUUAUGUUCCAAAACUGUAUAACCAUGCCAGAGGAUAAAGAAAUGAAUACAAAUUAUAGUUUAGUUCCUUAUGUUUCUAAGACAAGAUUACAGCAUAACUUGGCAAAUCCUUUAUCUGUUUCAUUGACUGACAGAAAUACUGAAAUCUUCAUAGAUGAUGAUAUGGAUUUGACUAAAAGUCAUACAACUAAUUUAAGAAAUCAAGUUUCUCUUGUACCUUAUAGUUUAGUUCCUGAGCAUACCAGAAAAUUUCACUCUCAUAGCAAUCGCCCUUCAAAUGAAUGCAAAGAAAUGACCAAAAGUCACAUUGAACUGCUUCAACAAUCAAAUAUAAUACCUGCAAACAUCCUCAAUGACAAAGAAAAAGAUCACAUUUUACAGAUAUCACCCUGUCUUGAUAAAGAUUCUCCUCAAUCAGUCGAUAUUAAUCAGAACAUAACAAAAAGACAUAAUCCAGUAUACUCUGAUGGAGAUCUUGAUAAGCAAGUACCACUGGGAAAUAAUAGAAAUUCAGUUUCAUGUGAGCAAUCUUCAUUUUCUACUACAAACCCAUUAUUUUCAUCAAAAGAACAAAUUGCCAUAAAAAAUCAUAAUACUGCUAUAAACAGCCAUACAGUGGAAUCUGUACCAGGCCAGCAUUCUAAACUGCCUGAACCGCUUAGGAAAAGUUCAGGUAAUCCCACACCUGACUUGCCUCAUGACAAGACAAUUAUUUGUUCAGAUGAGGAGCAAAAUAUGGAUCUAACCAAGAGUCACUCUGUUGUCAUUGGAUUUGGUCCUUCUGAAGUACAACUUGGUAAGACUAAUUUAAAAAACACUAACAGCCAGCUAACAACAGUAAACAAGCAACUAGCUGUGAAAAUUGAAAAAUGUAAUAAAAAUCCUAUAGAAAAAAAUGGAGUGUUUAUUUCUAGUAAUAUGGAUAUAUUGGAGGACAAAAGUGUACAGGAAGCUGGGUUUCUGAAUGAAAAGCAAAAUGUCAAAAUUUGUGGAAGGAAAAGUAUUGGCAGACUAAAAAUUGAUAAAACUAUUUUGUUUUCAGAAUCUGAUGAGAAUGAUAUGGAUAUCACUAAGAGUUAUACAGUAGAAAUAAAUCAUAAGCCUUUAUCAGAUGAAUAUGAUUCCCAUUUGGUGUCUUUGGCAGGAACAUCUAAAACUGUUUUGUAUACAUGUGGACAGAGUGAAAUGGAAGUCACUAGAAGUCAUACAACUGCCAUAGAAUGUGAAACUACCUCACCAAAUAAAAUAACUUCAAGGCCUGUUGACAAAACUGUAAUGUUUGCAGAUAAUCACGAUGAACUGGAAAUGACAAAAUCACACACCAUUUUCAUUGACUACCAAGCAAAAGAGAAAACUGUGCUUCCAGAUAGACCAACCUUUGAACUAUCUGAAAAGAAAAGCUUAGAAAAACCAACUAUGACAGCUACUUCUGUUGAGGAAAGUGCUUUCUUUCCAAAGAAUUAUGAAAGUAGCCAUUCAGCAGCAAAAGUCAGCCAGCUAGCACUACCAGGUGGUUUUAUAGAGAAAGCUUUAGGAUUUAUAGGUGAUGAUAACAAGGCAAUAUCUAAGCCAACCAUCUGGAAAAAUGACAGAGAUGUAGAAAAGCCUAGGUUUCUGAAUGAGCCUCUAUCAGGAAACAGUCAGAAGAGAAAUCUUAAACUCAAGAAUGACAAGAUCAUUGCAUUUUCAAAGAAUGAUAAAAAUAUCGAUAUCCAGAGUUCUGCAGCAGAAAUAAAUAACAAAAAUGCUCUGGAAGAUGAAGAGAAAUCCCAUUUGGUUCCUUUGGCAGAAAUUUCUAAAACUGUUUUUUGUACACUUGGGCAGGAUGACAUGGAGAUCACCAGAAGUCAUACAACUGCCUUAGAAUAUAAAACUGUCUCACCAGAUAAAGUAACCACUAGGCCUGUGGAGGAAAAUAUGUUAAUAGGUAAUCACAGUGAACUGGAAAUCACCAAAUCCCAUACUAUUUUCAUUGAUUGUCAAGCAACUGAGAAAUUACUUCAAGAGUGCCCUAAACAUGGAACAGUGAAAAGAAAAACAUUGGCUGUUUCCUUUCCUACAGAUGAUAGUUCUGUUCAAGAAAUCACUAAAAAGCACACACUGGCUGUAGAAAACGAAAUUGUUCAUCACACUGAGCCAAAGCUUGCUACACCCUUCGGUGCUGCUAAUGCAUUGGCUGGGGAUCAAAGUGAGAUAAAAGUCAAAUUAAAUAGCACUGCUAUGGAAAAAGAGGCAUUGGGGAAAGAUAUAGUCCUGGCCUAUCCAUUGGAGGAAAAAGCCAAAAUUAAACAUUGUCACUUAAACAGUUCAAAUAGAAGAAAUAUGGAUUUUACAAACAGUCACACAACUGCUAUUUGUGGAUCCAAUGAUAAUACCUGUUUACCCAAUGUUAUUUCCUGUGACAUGACCACCGUGUAUGAUAAAAAUAAGAAAACUAGUAAUUGUUCAGCUCAAAAUGAUCUUGCUUAUGCAGAUGACUUAGUCAGUGAACCUUAUUCAAAAUCUGAGGGACUGCCUUUCUCUGAUCAUUGUUCUUUGUUAGAUCAGAUAAAAGUUAAUCAAGCUGAAACUAAAGUACAGUUAAACUCAGUGCUCAAAGAUCAAGAUCUGAUAAAGGAGCCCUCAAAGCUAUUAGUUAAUCAAACUUUAGCAUAUAGUCAAGAUCUGGGGGAGAUGACUAAAUUUAAUUCAGAACUAGUACCUUGUAAGUUUCCAAAAGAUGAGAAGAAAACCUGUGCUAAUGAUGGUUAUGUUUCUCAGCCUCAUCUUUUAACCCAACUACUUCCAUUUCCUCAACAAGAACAGAGUAUUGUCAAUAAAGAUGAAACAAUAUUGUCUAAAGCUAGAAAUAAUUUAAAUAUAGGAAAUUUUUCUGUACCCCUAUGUGGAAGUGAAUCCCAGGUGUUUAAUAAUAAAAAUCAGUUUACUGCAGGUUGUGAAAAACAACUGGAGAGAAGCAUUCAAAUAGCUAACUGCAAUAUAGCUGUAGAUUUCCACAGUAAUUCAGACUUGCCCGAGCAAGUUACUCAAACUCAAACAAAUCUUAGAGAAGCAAAUUUUACUAAUAUCAAACCAAAUCUGGAUAAUUUGAAUGGAAAAACUGAAGAAUUUUUAGUUUUUCAAACUGUUCAGUUACCACCUUCUCUACAAUUACUUGAAUUAGUAAACAAGGGACAGAAUAAGAAUAUCACACAAACUGCAGAAAUACAUAAUAUUAACAUAGUGUCCAGCAGUGUUAAAGAUGAUAGAAAUGAAGAAAAAAAUUCCCCUAAUGGAGCUGUACCUUUAACAACCGCUAUAAAAGAUAAAGUGAGAAGAUGUUCUUUGGGUAUAUUUUUGCCCAGACUGCCAAAUAAAAGAAAUUGUAGUGUCAGUGGUAUUGAUGACCUAGAGCAGAUUCCAGCAUACACAACUAAUGUAAAUCAUUUAGAAACUCAGCCAGCCUCCAAUAAAAAUUCAAGUAGUGGGUUUGUUGCAGCUAAACUAAACUUAAGUCCAUCUCAAUAUAUAAAUGAAGAAAAUCCUCCUAUGUAUCCUGGUGAGAUUAAUUCCUCAGACUCUACUGGCAUAGAAGCUGAGGAAAAGACUUUGACUGAGACAUAUCAAAAAGAGAGUGCACCAUCUAAAAAUAAAAUGGAAGAAACAGCCAACAGCCAGAAAAGAACCUGGGUACAAGACGAUGAUGAUGUUCAGCAUGAGAAAAAAAUCAGGAAAAGUGAAAUUAAGUUUAGUGAUACACCAGAUCAGGAGAUUUUUGAUUACCGUACUGAAGGGGAUAUUGAUAAAAUUGGCAAUAGUGUAUUGAUAAAAAACCUGAGCAGGACUCCAUCCAGUUGCAGCAGUUCUCUGGAUUCAGUUAAAGCUGAGGGGACCUCUCUGGACUUCAGUGCAUACCACAAUAGUCAAAUGGAAUCACAGUUUCUUAGAGACACUAUUUGUGAAGAGAGUUUGAAAGAGAAACUCAGAGAUGGGAAAAUAACUAUAAGGGAGUUCUUUAUACUUCUUCAAGUUCAUAUUCUGAUACAAAAACCCCGACAGAGCAAUCUCCCAGCCAAAUUUCCUAUAAACACACCACCUACUCUUGAAGACCUGAUGUUAAGCCAAUAUGUUUACCGACCCAAGAUACAGAUUUAUAGAGAAGAUUGUGAUGUUCUUCGCCAAAAGAUUGAAGAAUUAAAGCUUUCUGCAUCGAACCAAGAUAAAUUGUUGACUGAAGCAAAUAAGAAUCUCUGGGAAAAAAUGAGACUCUGCUCUGAUGAGGAGCUAAAGGACUUUGGAAUUUACCUGAACAAAAUAAAAUCACGUUUUACGAAGAUGACUAAAGUCUUUACCCACCAAGGAAAAGUGGCUCUCUACAGCAAGUUGGUGCAGUCAGCUCAGAAUGAGAAGAAAAAACUUCAGAUAUGGAUUGAUGGGAUAGACAACAUACUUACGAAGAUUGAUAACUGUCUUACUGAAGUGGAAAUAGAAACUAAAAAUUUGGAAGAAAAAGAUAAUCCUAUGGAAGAGUGGGAUUCUGAAAUCAGAGCUGCAGAGAAAGAGUUAGAACAACUGAAAACUGAAGAAGAGAAGCUUCAAAGAGAUCUUGUAGAAUUGGAAGUACAGAAAGAACAGAUCCUUAAUCAAAUAGACCUUAUUCAAAAACAAAGAAAUGCAGCUGAAGAGCAUCUGGAUCAGUUGAGUUUGUCUGAGUGGGAUAUCAUUGAGUGGAGUGAUGAGCAAGCUAUAUUCACCUUUCUUUAUGACACACUGGAACUCACUGUCACCUUUGGAGAGCCAGUAGUUGGUCUUCCUUUCUUGGACAAGCCGUAUAGGAAGAUUAUUGACCUGAAUUUUCAGUCUCUGUUAGAUGAGGAUAAAGCUCCUUCUUCCUCCCUUUUAGUUCAUAAGCUUAUUUUCCAGUAUAUUGAAAAACAGGAAUUUUGGAAGAAGACAUGUACAACACAGCAUCAGAUACCCAAGAUGCUUCAAGAAAUCUCACAGGUAGUGAGCCAUUGCAGACUUCUUGGAGAGGAGAUUGAAUUUUUAAAGAGAUGGGGACCAAAUUAUAACCUAAUGAACAUAAAUGUGAAUAAUACUGAGUUAAAGCUUUUAUUCUCCAGCUCUGCAGCAUUUGCCAAGUUUGAGAUAACUUUCUCUCUCUCAGUUAAUUAUCCAUCUACCCCAUUACCAUUCUCCAUUCAGAAUCACCUUGGAAACAUUGGACAAGAUAAAAUUGCUGUCAUUCUAUCUAAAGUGCCACUAGAGGACAACUACCUGAAGAAUGUAGUCAAGCAAAUUUACCAAGAUCUGCUUCAGGGCUACCAUUUCUGCCACUAGAACCAUGGACCACAGUUAUAUAACAACCAAGCACAUUGCACUUAAUGAU